AUGGGAUCAGCUCGCGUUCCUCUUCGGAGUCAACGCUUUUACUCCACGCCAUGGGGUUCUCUCAUCCAUGAGCCGUGCUCAGUGUCCUGGCGCAGACCAUUUUCCGGCGCAGUUCCCAAGCUCUCUGGCCACAAUCGCUGGUCCAAGAUCAAGCACGACAAAGCGCGCACAGAUGCCCGAACAAGCAAAUUGAGAACGCAACUGUCGUCUGAUAUUAUCAUCGCCUCAAGACUCGGUGGUCCAGAUCCGUCCCUGAACCCACGCCUCAAUGCCGCUAUCGUUGCCGCAAAGAAGGGCCAGCUGGCUAAGUCAUCCAUCGAGCAUGCGAUCCUCAAAGGGCAAGGAAAGUCCCCCUCCGGUGCAACCUUGGAAAACCUCAUCAUAGAAGCAAUGCUACCCCACGGCGUCGCGGCUCUUCUCGAAUGUCAGACUGACAACAAGGCUCGCACCCUGCAAGACAUACGGUUCAUCCUUUCUCGCGCUGGCGCCACGGUCACCCCCACAGCCUUCCUUUUCGAGAAAAAAGGCCGCAUCACUUUCGAACAGCAAGAGAACCAGGAGAACAAGAUUGGGGUUGACGAGGCUCUCGAAGAUGCGAUUGAGGCUGGCGCCGACGACGUCGGCACAGAUGAGGACGGCAGGCUGGUGAUCGACACGCCCCCCGAGGAUGUGAUGGAUGUCGCGAAGAAGUUGCAGCAGAAAUUGAGUCUGCGAGUAGAAAAGGCGGAGGUCGUAUACGAUCCCAACGAGGAAAGCAUGGUGACCCUCACUCCCGAACAGGAAGAGGAGGUGGGUAAAGUGCUGGAAGCCCUCGAAGACGACCCGUCUCUACAGAACCUGUAUGUGAACGCAACUUCGCAACCCGAGCCCUGA
Exophiala spinifera is the source of this 873-nucleotide messenger RNA. RefSeq lists its product as uncharacterized. The transcript has 2 exons. Bases 1 to 873 code for a protein of 290 amino acids. The record is from RefSeq and is a predicted model, not a curated record. NCBI's taxonomy places the organism in Eukaryota, Fungi, Ascomycota, Eurotiomycetes, Chaetothyriales, Herpotrichiellaceae. Gene Ontology annotation, cellular component: mitochondrion.